AUGCAUCUUCAGUCACUUCUUCUGACCCUCGCACCAGCGUUGGUGCUGGGUCAGGGUACUGCAGCGCCUAGCAUUGGAGCUUUCGGGAACAGCAGCUAUGCCUUGGAGCAGGAGCACUAUAUCGCGCAGCUACGUGAAGAAGUGCACUCCCUGAAGGACGAGCUCGAAAAGCCAUGCGAGACUCCUACUGGUUCCAACGCCGUCACCCGUGCUUCAGGCUCAGCGCCGGCGACGUACACAGCAGCCUGGGAUACUGCUUUCGAUUCUGGGAGCAUCUCCCGUGGGACGCCGACUGCCGUACGCUCAUACCCGGCCGCCUCAUCUGACGGUACCGCCAGCAUUAUUCUCUCCGGCCCAAGCGGCCAGUCUUCGCUUGCUCUCUCGUCGGUAGCUGCAUCCGCUAGCACGCCUUACCCAUCCGCUUCUGGCACGAACGGAUCUGCAAUUGCCACUGCUUCUGGACGUGUGUUGAGCAGCGGAGUCUCCACAACGAGUGCGACCUCAAGCACGGCCGCAUCCUCCAUGACGAGCUCGUCAUCCUCGUCAAGCACCUCGGUCUCGUCUUCCUACGUGCCUUCGCUGUCAGACUUCACCGUCGCUCAGAUCGAGUCGGGCGAGGCAUGGAAGAACAUCAGUGAGCUAGCGAUGUCACGCAUGCAAGCUCGCCAGACCAACGGCAGCUGUACGCCGGAGAACGCGCGCGUUCGUACCGAGUUCAGGAAGAUGUCCAACGCUCAGCGAAAAUCUUACACGGAUGCGAUUACUUGUCUGCACAACAACCCUCCUCGGUACGUGGAGGCUGCCAGUGACACUUAUCCCGGUGUGUUGAACCGCUACGAUGAGUACGUUGCCACCCACAUCAAUUUGACCUACAACAUCCACGGAACUGCGGACUUCCUCGCAUGGCACCGCAACAUGAUCCACCAGUACGAGACUGAUCUCAUCGAGGUCUGUGGCUACUCUGGCAACCUCCCCUACUGGGAUUGGGCACAGGACGCCGCUGCCGUCGACCAGAGCGAGCUCUUCAAUGGCGAUGAGUUCUCUAUGGGCAGCAAUGGUGUCUACAUCCCUGACCGCAACGGUACCUUCCUCGGUCUGAUGGGCUUCACCUUCCCGCCUGGUACCGGCGGCGGCUGCGUGCACAGCGGUCCAUUCAGCGAGAACUUCAAUACCUCUCUUGGUCCCCUUGAUUCACCCUACGGCAACAACGUUGCCAAUCAGUACGACCUCAACUCCCGUUGCCUCGUCCGCGACUUGAACUCUUGGUUCUCUAGCCAGUUCAACACCUACACCAAUGUCACCGACCUUGUGCUCGGCGAGACCCAGGUUGAGUACUUCCAGUCUCUCAUGCAGGGCUUCUUGGGCGACAACAAGCUCGGCAUACACGGCGGUGGGCACUGGCUCGGUGGUGGACCUUCGCAGCUCGAAGACUUCCACUCCAGCCCCAACGAUCCCAUCUUCUUCCUGCAUCACGCUAUGAUCGACCGCAUCUGGACGGUCUGGCAAUACCUCGACAUCGAGAACAGGCUGGACGAGAUCUAUGGCACGCACACCCUGCAGAAUAGCCCAGCGAGCGCGGACAUGACGCUGCAGGAUAACGUGGUAUUUGGCCUUGUAGGCGAGAACGAGGUGCUGAGCUCGCUUAUGGAUACGUAUGGUGGGCGCUUCUGCUACCGUUACGAGUAG
This is a messenger RNA of Recurvomyces mirabilis, 1686 nucleotides long. RefSeq lists its product as uncharacterized. The record is from RefSeq and is a predicted model, not a curated record. Lineage: Eukaryota; Fungi; Ascomycota; Dothideomycetes; Mycosphaerellales; Teratosphaeriaceae. The coding region runs from base 1 to 1686 and encodes 561 amino acids. Gene Ontology annotation, molecular function: oxidoreductase activity. The transcript has a single exon.